CGAAGCUUAUAUGCGGUGCGCGGGCAAGCUAGUGAAAAUCACGAAAUUCAAAUAUAAAUAUAAACUUUUGGUUAUUGCCAUGAAUUAUCACGUUGUAAUAAGUGCAGAGUAAAUAAAAUAACUUGUGAAUAUCUUUAUAGGAUGUUUACUAAUUAGUUGUGUAUUUAAAAAUGGCUGAAUAUUUGGCUUCGAUUUUUGGUACUGAAAAAGAUAAAGUUAACUGUUCUUUCUACUUCAAAAUUGGAGCAUGCCGGCAUGGUGACAGAUGUUCUCGGAUCCAUAACAAGCCUGCUUUCAGUCAAACGGUUUUGUUGCAGAACUUGUAUCACAAUCCUCAAAUCUCUGCUCAACCUCUUGAUGGAUCACAUCGUGAAUUUUUAAAUAAUUUAUCCGAGCCCGAAGUGCAGGAACAUUUUGAUAAUUUUUAUGAAGAUGUGUUUGUUGAACUGGAAGAGAAAUAUGGAGAUAUAGAGGAAAUGGUUGUUUGUGACAACCUUGGAGAUCAUUUAGUUGGCAAUGUGUAUGUAAAGUUUCGUAGAGAAGAAGAUGCAGAAAAGGCUGUUGAAAAUCUGAAUACUCGAUGGUUUGCUGGACGCCCAAUUUAUGCAGAGCUUUCUCCAGUAACUGAUUUUAGUGAAGCAUGUUGCAGGCAGUAUGAAGUUGGAGAAUGCAAAAGAAGUGGAUUUUGCAAUUUCAUGCAUGUGAAAGCUGUAUCUAGGGAAUUGAAGCGUGAGCUAUAUAGCAGAUAUAGAAGACACAGAUCUCGUAGCCGUGGUCGCAGAAGAUCCCGCAGUCGCAGUCGAGAUAGACGUCGCCGAUCCCGCAGUAGAGAAAGAAGAAGAGGUGCAAGAUGACCAAUAGGAUAUGGAUAUAAAAGCUUUCUCUAGCAUUCAUUAAAAAUGUUUUAGCUUCUCAUCUCAUGAGUUUUCGUCAAAUGUAUAUCUGUAUAUCAACACAGUUUUAAAUUAUACAUAAAUGUUGAGAUUUAUACUUACUGACUGAAGUAUUCUUUCCCACCAUAGUGGAAGUACAGGUUAUUAUAUAAAGAAUAACUUUAUAAUACUAUCAUCUCUUCUUUUAAUUAAAAAAAAGUAUUAGAACCUAUUUUAUUAUCAAUUAUUACUAAAUUCACAGUGGACUAUGUUUGUGAACUCAGUCAUAGCAUUUAUUUAUACUAUUAUUUUUUUUCUCCAGUUUAGGGAUGCUUGCAUUUGAUUUUGACAUGACUGAAAUAUUAGUUAAUGUAUUAAUACUAAAAAUGUUGAACAGACAUUGAAAUAUUUUUAUUUAAUAUUUAUAAAUUCUGUAAAAUUUUUAUUUAAUCUGUUUGAUUUUGUUGAUGCCAUUUAAAUGAAAAGUUUUCUAUUUUCUCUGAAGGGGAAAGGUACACCAUUUCAAUUUUCAGUGGAAGCUUUAUAAAAGAAGUUAUGUGAUAACUUUAAGUGGAUUAUUAAAAAUUGAAAGAGCAAUUAAACGCACACAUCCUUUGGCAUUUACAAUUGAUAAUACUUUGAAAGUAGUGUACUUUUUUAUUUGCAUAGCUUUGGGUAAUUAUCUAAUAUUUGAACUUUUUUUGUAGAUUAGCUAUUGAAAAUUAUUUUUAUAUUGUUCUCUUCAUUUCUUAUGUAAUUAUCAAUUUAGACUUACUUUUUUUUCAUGUUGAAAUGAAAUGGAGAUCAUUUUUAUAUACCAUUUAUUAAAUUAAUGAAAGUAAAAAUAAGAACAAGGACACAAAGAUACUUUUUGUACAAAGUACAAAGCCUUGGACUUGAUAUAAACUUCACAUUCAAAAUAUUUGCUAAAUACUUUUUAUGAUUAAUGAAAGAAUUUCCGUGUCAAUAAACAAAUAAAGUUUAUCUUUAAAUUGUUUAAUAUUUUAUUCCUAAAUGUAAUUUUAGAUAUUGUUAUUUUAAUUUCUGAUGUGCUGCAAUAGUCUCAAAUUUUCAUAUUUUAAAUACAUCUCUUCCUUCAAUUAUAUUGCAUAAGGUGGAAAUAAGAAUAUUCAAGAGUAUACAAUUUUGGCAUUAAUUCCUUCUGUAAUAUCUAUUGUUCUCUUUCUUGCAUCACCUUGAUUUUAUAUAUAUAAAGGCUGUUAUAAAAUGAAUGAAGAAAAACAAUUAACCAGAUUAAGCAGUAUUAUUAUGUGUAAACCUUUGUUUAUCAUUUGUCUUUGUAUUUUUCAAAUGCUUGAAUGAAAUUUGAUAUUACACUAAAAGUUUUUGGUGGAAAUAUUUUUCCAAAAAUUAUAUUGCUUAAAGUGGUUGAUACAUAUUCUUUUUGAGGAUCUCUUUCUGAUCUCAUGUAUUGAAUAAAACACAAAAGAAAAGAAUUUCAUUUUAUUUUUAGUGAUGGCCAAUGUAGUUUAACUUGAAAUUUUACGAAUAGUUUUAUUCAUAAAGUUCAGUUCUUUUCCUAUGAAAGUUAAAGUUCCUGUAAAAUUUAUCGCAAUCAAAAAUUUUGUUUUAAAGAAAAAGCUAUAAAAUCUUCAUUUUAAAUUCAAAGAUACUAUGUUUGUCUUCUAUUUUCUAAAAGAAAAAUGGAAACUGCAUUAAAAAUUUCUAACAAUUUGAAAUGACAUGCAUUAAAGUUGGAUAUACAGUUUCCAUUAAGAGCAUUGCCAAUAUAUGAGACCUUGCUUUUUUUGUUUAUGUUCAAAAUGAUAUUUUUUGUAAUUAGAAAGAUAUUUCUUGCUGUUAGGGAAACAUUGUAUAGAAUAAUAUGUCUUUUUUAAGUUAUAUUUUUGAUUUAAAACUAAACCAUUAUUUUUUUAUAUUGCUUUGUAUAGAUUAAUUGGAUUUUAUAUAACUUAAAAUAUAAUUAUGUAAUAUAUUGUACAUUGUAAAUUUUACUAAGCAAACAUUCCAUAUAAUUUGUUUCAAGAUGUUUCAAAACUAUGUGCAUGUUUCUCAAUGUUUUUUGCGAUGCCAUUUUUAGUACUGUAUUUGGCAGAUAUAUAAAAUAGUUAAAUCAUGUAUCAUAAAUAUUUUUAUUGCUAAAUUGAUUUUUAGCAUGGAUGAUUGUGUUUCAUACAUUAUGCUUUCCAAGAACAAAAAUGUACAUUUUUUUCCCCUGAUAUUAACUAUUGUUCUCUAAUUUUGUCUAGUUAGACUUGUCACCAUACAAGAAUUACUUCAAGUGCUAACUUAUCAAAUUUUGGCAUUCUGGAAAAUUUCAGUUUCAAGUCUUAAAUGAAAAUUUUUUUUCUUUCUUAUUGCUGUUUCUAUCUAAAAUGGCCACUAUUUGACAAAUGCUUUGCAAUCUUGUUAAUGAGACCAUUCCAUAUUUUAUAGAGAUUUCAUUAGAAUAUUGAUAGUAAUAUUCCUAAUAAUUUACUUUUUGUAUUUACAUACAAUGUCCUUUUAUCAAAAUCAUCUUUAUAAAUUCCUUCAAGGUCUCAAGCAUUUUGAAAUGUAUGUAAACUCCUGACAUUUAGAGAAUAACAGCCUUUGUUGUUUCAAAUUUACUUUUUAUUAAUGGUGAGAUAUCUAAAAUUAUUAGGAAUUUAGAAAGCUCCAUCCAUUAGAAAGAAAAAUUGAUCCAUAGUCAAAGGGGCAAAGAAAUGUGUAUUUUUUCAAAUAGCAAAUUUUCAUGUAUAAAUCGUUGAUUGGUUUGUAUACAAGAAAAAAAAAAUGCCUCUAAAAAACUGUUCCGAUUAAAUUUUAAAAAAAACUAUUAAUAAACAACAAUUUUGUUUUUUGGAAUGGAGGGCAUUAUCCUAUUUUACAUUGGUUUUAUUGGAAAAAAUUUUUUCAUUUGAAUGUUUUGCAUUACAAUUAAGAUUUCUUAAACAAAUUAUGCUCAUUGAGUGAAGUUCCACUGUAUUUAAAAUAUCUUGAAAAAAUUUACUAUAAAAUGA
Molecule: messenger RNA, 3856 nt
Organism: Argiope bruennichi
Lineage: Eukaryota; Metazoa; Arthropoda; Arachnida; Araneae; Araneidae
Product: splicing factor U2af 38 kDa subunit-like
Exons: 8
Coding region: 171-854 (227 amino acids)
Biological process (GO): mRNA splicing, via spliceosome
Cellular component (GO): spliceosomal complex; U2AF complex
Molecular function (GO): pre-mRNA 3'-splice site binding; metal ion binding
Source: RefSeq, a predicted model, not a curated record